AUGGGUGAUCUCAAAGCCCGGAUCAAGGCCAAACUCUUGCGAAGACACAGCGGCAUUCCCUCGUUAGGUUCGAGUAAACAGAGUCUCAGCCGCGAAAGAGCAUCUAGCAGCACCCACACCCAAGCUUCUACUACGGGUUAUGCAGCGUCGUUGAGCACAGCUGCUGGCGACGAAAAGGACAGUAACGAGAAAGGUCACAACGCUAAGGAUGAUAAUUCCCGGCACGGAUCUACUCAUUCUUCUCGUGACAGCCCAACAGCAAAAAAUGGAGUAAAUAGAAUAGAUCCGAGCCAAAGUCGAAGUCGUGCCGAGAGGGUUCCACCGGAGCUGGAACAAGCCGAGCAGCUAGACCUAGUAGUCAGUACCAGCAGCAACAGCAGCAGCAGUAGCGGUAACAGUAACCCUACUCAUAACAACAACCACAACCAUCCCUUUAGCGGCAGCACUGCGAAUCUAGAGGUGGAUGCCGAUGCCGACGCCGAUGCGGGUACGAGCGGGAGUGCAACUACGAGUGCAAAAGUGAAAGUGAAAGUGAAAGCGAAAACGAAAGUGAACAAGUUGAUCCGAUCUCCCACCGUAUCCAACUGUGGAAAAGAUCUUCAAAAUUCUGCAAUCAAUUCUAGGCCCAUUCCCACCAUCACCACGCCCACUUCAAGCCUUGAUCCGAAUCCAGAACCGGACCAAGACCAAGAUCAAGAUCAAAUCACAAACAACCCAAACAACAACUUCACAUCAAUCCCGACUACUGCUGCCGCUACGCCGUUACCUAGCAUCCACGAAUAUCGUCCUGCAAAUUCACAUCUCCAACUUAAGCCACCCAUCUUCAUAGAUCACCAUCUUCGCGACAACAACAGUAUUAGCAACGACGACGAUUACUACGAUAACAACAGCAGCAGCAGCAAUUAUAACACCAGGCCCACCUCUGCCGGUCGCGCAUUUCCCGCUUCGUCUUCCCUUGCCCGACCUGCAGCCCCGCCGAGACGACAGAGCAUCCUCUCAAAUCGCCAAACCACCUUGAUCAAAACCCUUCUCAACACGGGCUAUGCUAGCGAUAUAGGUUCCGCCGAACCCGAUCAACUCCUCCCUAUCAGCGGAAACAUGGUUACGCGAAAGGUUUGGGUCAAGAGGCCCCUAGCCUCGGCCACCUUAAUCACCAUCAACGAAGAGGAUCUGGUCGACGAUGUCCGCGAAUUGAUCCUGCGCAAAUACGCCAAUUCUCUCGGGCGCCAAUUUGAUGCUCCCGACCUCACCCUUCGAAUAUGCGAUAGGGAGCAGCAGACCACCCGACCUUUGCAACCGGACGAGCCCAUGGGCAGGACCCUCGACGCCUAUUACCCAGGCGGACAGUCCGUCGACGAUGCUCUACUAAUCGACAUACCUAGCCGGCGAACCCCCAAAGCCUCUCCGAACCCCAGAUAUUACAGCGACGACCGACCUCACGAGUCGGGGACCGAUUACUUCCCUCCAUAUCCCCCAGCUUCGCAACACCCCAGCGCCUCCUCCGUGGCUGUCGCUAACGGGGCUCAUUCUCUACAUUUCCCUCCUUCUCUGACUGUUCUUAGUGGAGGUCAGCUUCCACCGUUGCCAUCUCCCGGUGGGACGAGACGUCUUGGGUCGUCGCGGCCCAAGAUUCAAAGGAUGCACACUGCAUCGCCCGUUUCCACCGCUGCCAACGGCCAUGCUUCACAAUCCGCAGCGCCGCCCACCGGUAUGCACAACUACCCUAGACAACCACGUUCAAGGACUCAUUCAGGUGCUUCUUCAGAACAAUCCAAUCACCCGCCUGCCGCUCCCUCCAUACCGACCCCUCCCGUCCCAGAACGUACCGCUACUCCGCCUCCGCCCCGCGUGUCUUCUCCCCGACCCAUCAACCGACCGAAGAAGAGCAAGAAGACCACCGAACACCCCUCGUUACCGCCGGGCAUGUUGAAUGGCGGCGUCCCGCCUAUUAACGUACUGAUCGUCGAAGACAACAUCAUCAACCUAAAGCUGUUAGAAGCCUUCGUCAAGCGAUUAAAAGUUCGAUGGCAAACGGCUAUGAACGGUCGAGAAGCCGUAAACAAGUGGCGUGCUGGUGGGUUCCAUCUGGUCUUGAUGGAUAUUCAACUGCCAGUCAUGAGCGGUCUUGAGGCUACCCGGGAGAUAAGGAGAAUAGAGAAGGUUAACUCGAUCGGUGUCUUCUCCUCGUCUGCAAGCAGCCCUCCAGACGAGGUCAAGGCGGAGCCUGAGGAGGAAGAUAAGCUUGUCAACACGGAGAUGUUCAAGAGCCCGGUCAUUAUCGUCGCUCUAACUGCGAGUUCGCUCCAGAGCGAUAGACACGAGGCCUUGGCAGCUGGUUGUAACGAUUUCCUGACCAAGCCCGUCAAUUUUGUCUGGCUUGAGCGGAAAGUGAUGGAAUGGGGGUGUAUGCAAGCUUUGAUCGACUUCGACGGGUGGAGGAAAUGGAAAGACUUCUCGCAAAAAGCCGAGGAGGACGAUUCCAAGAAAGCCGCAGCGGCCAAAGCAGGCAAGAUGCCAAAGAAAAACCGCCUAUCAAUGACGGCCGCCGCUUAA
Molecule: messenger RNA, 2553 nt
Organism: Hypoxylon trugodes
Lineage: Eukaryota; Fungi; Ascomycota; Sordariomycetes; Xylariales; Hypoxylaceae
Exons: 2
Coding region: 1-2553 (850 amino acids)
Biological process (GO): phosphorelay signal transduction system
Source: RefSeq, a predicted model, not a curated record